AUGGACCACACUGAAAUGGACUGGACUGGACUGGACUGUUCGGGAUUGGACUGGACUAGACUGGACAGGUGUGGAGAGGACUGGAAUGUACUGGACUGGACUGGACUGGACUUGAAUAGAAUGGACUGGACUGGACUGGACUGGACCGGACAGGACUCGACUGGACUGGACGGGACAAGACUGGACUGGACUGGAUUGGACGGGAUUCGACUGUACUGUACUGGACUGGUCUGGAUUGCAAUGAACUGGAUUGUACCGGACUGGACUAUACUGGAAUGGACUGGACGGCAAUGGACUGGACUAAACUGGACUGAACUGCAAUGGACUGUCAGGGGCGGAUCGGACUGGUCUAGAAUGGACUGGACUGGACAGGACUAUGCUGAACUUGACUGA
This is a messenger RNA of Echinostoma caproni, 393 nucleotides long. The record is from the annotation of a GenBank genome assembly. Lineage: Eukaryota; Metazoa; Platyhelminthes; Trematoda; Plagiorchiida; Echinostomatidae.